This is a messenger RNA of Apodemus sylvaticus (European woodmouse), 1938 nucleotides long. It is a transcript of the gene Umod, whose product is annotated as uromodulin. The coding region runs from base 1 to 1938 and encodes 645 amino acids. Gene Ontology annotation, biological process: neutrophil migration. NCBI's taxonomy places the organism in Eukaryota, Metazoa, Chordata, Mammalia, Rodentia, Muridae. Gene Ontology annotation, cellular component: cell surface; apical plasma membrane. The record is from RefSeq and is a predicted model, not a curated record. The transcript is spliced from 10 exons. Gene Ontology annotation, molecular function: calcium ion binding.
AUGGGGCGGCUGCUCCCUUUCACCUGGAUGCUGCUAGUAGCGGUGGUCACCCCCUGGGUCGUUGCAGCUGGAGCCAGUGACUUAGCAGAAGCAAGAAAGUGUUCUGAAUGCCACAACAACGCCACCUGCAUGAUGGAUGGGGUGGUCACAACAUGCUCCUGCCAGGCAGGCUUCACAGGCAAUGGGCUGCUGUGUGAGGACGUGGAUGAGUGUGCCACUCCGGGGACUCACAACUGCACCAAUAGCACCUGCGUGAACACACUGGGCUCGUACGAGUGCUCCUGUCAGGAUGGCUUUCGUCUGACGCCUGAGCUGAGCUGCACUGAUGUGAAUGAGUGCAUAGAGCCGGGGCUCAGUAACUGUCAUACCCUGGCCACCUGUGUCAACACGGAAGGCAACUACUCGUGUGUGUGUCCCGAGGGCUUUAGAGGGGAUGGUUGGUACUGUGAGUGUUCCCCGGGCUCCUGCGAGCCAGGGAUGGACUGCUUGCCCCAGGGCCCGGAUGGAAAUCUGGUGUGCCAAGAUCCCUGCAAUGCAUACGAGACCCUGUCUGAGUACUGGCGCAGCACAGAGUAUGGUGCGGGCUACUCGUGUGACUCUCGUCUGCACGGCUGGUACCGGUUCACAGGACAGGGUGGCGUUCGCAUGGCUGAGACCUGUGUGCCAGUUCUGAGAUGCAACACGGCUGCACCUAUGUGGCUCAAUGGCUCUCAUCCCUCGAGCAGAGAAGGCAUUGUGAGCCGCGAGGCCUGCGCACACUGGAGCGGCCACUGCUGCCAGUGGUCCACAGAGAUCCAGGUGAAGGCUUGCCCAGGUGGCUUCUAUGUCUACAACUUGACAGCGCCCCCUGAGUGCAAUCUGGCUUACUGCACCGAUCCUAGCUCUGUGGAGGGGACUUGCGAAGGAUGCAGGGUAGAUGAAGAUUGCAUAUCAGAUGAAGGCAGAUGGCGCUGCCAGUGUAAACAGAACUUCAACAUCACAGAUGUCUCCCUCCUGGAGCACAGGCUGGACUGUGGGGCCAAUGACAUCAAGAUGUCCCUCAGCAAGUGCCAGCUACAGAGUUUGGGCUUUAUGAAGGUCUUCAUGUACCUGAAUGACAGACAAUGCUCAGGCUUCAGUGAGAGGGGUGACAGAGACUGGAUGUCUAUAGUGACCCCUGCUAGGGAUGGUCCCUGUGGGACAGUAUUGAGGAGAAAUGAAACCCACGCCACCUACAGCAACACCCUCUACCUGGCAAAAGAGAUCAUCAUCCGGGACAUCAACAUCAGAAUCAACUUUGAAUGCUCUUACCCCCUGGACAUGAAAGUCAGCCUGAAGACCUCUCUACAGCCCAUGGUCAGUGCCCUGAACAUCAGCUUGGGUGGGACAGGCAAGUUCACUGUGCGGAUGGCACUGUUCCAGAGCCCUACCUACACACAGCCUUACCAAGGUCCUUCUGUGAUGCUGUCCACUGAGGCUUUUCUGUAUGUGGGCACCAUGCUGGAUGAGGGUGACUUGUCCCGGUUUGUACUGCUAAUGACCAACUGUUAUGCCACGCCCAGUAGCAACUCCACAGACCCUGUGAAAUACUUCAUUAUCCAGGACAGAUGUCCACAUACAGAAGAUACAACCAUUCAGGUGACAGAGAAUGGCGAGUCCUCUCAGGCCCGAUUUUCUGUUCAGAUGUUCCGGUUUGCAGGAAACUCCGACCUUGUCUACCUUCACUGCGAGGUGUACCUAUGUGACUCUAUGAAUGAACAGUGUAAACCUACCUGCUCUGGUACUAGAUUGCGAAGUGGGAACUUCAUAGAUCAGACCCGUGUCCUGAACUUGGGUCCCAUCACACGACAAGGUGUCCAGGCCUCAGUGUCCAAGGCUGCUUCCAGCAACUUGAGGCUCUUGAGCAUCUGGCUACUGCUGCUCCUUCUCUCAGCCACUGUGACCCUGAUGAUUCAUUGA